Messenger RNA from Monopterus albus (swamp eel), 1463 nucleotides. It is a transcript of the gene sdhaf1, whose product is annotated as succinate dehydrogenase complex assembly factor 1. Gene Ontology annotation, biological process: mitochondrial respiratory chain complex II assembly. The transcript is spliced from 2 exons. Lineage: Eukaryota; Metazoa; Chordata; Actinopteri; Synbranchiformes; Synbranchidae. The record is from RefSeq and is a predicted model, not a curated record. Gene Ontology annotation, cellular component: mitochondrion. The coding region runs from base 753 to 1001 and encodes 82 amino acids.
GUAUUGUAAAAUUUGCUUUUAAGGUAUUUGUACUUUCACUGUUUCAGUUUAAUCCCACAACAUCUAUCUGUAUAGCUUUAGUUAUUGUCAUUGUUGGAGGAAGUAAAGGAAUAUUUUAUUGUGAAUUCUGCUAACCGGAAGUCACAUGUUUUCUGUUCAGUCACCUUCAUCGGUGUGUUGUAACGUGUAGUACGAUAACACCGUGGCAAAGAUUUUUAAAGACAGCUUAGGUUAAAGAUUGAAUUAACGCAGAAUCAGCUAGUGCGAGUUUCGCUAACAUAAAUGGUUUAACCAUCGGAAACGGGUUGACUCAAUAAAUUUAGACAGUCGGACGUCAGACCCUCCCUCAAUUUGCUCUGCAUCAGCUUAACACCUGCACACCUGUAACAAGCUCUCAGCCAAUCAGCGCUCUUCCUUCUCCCUCAGCUCACAUGUAGCAUCACACCCUGGAAACUCAACUCGUAAAGGCAAAGCUGAGCCUCGUGGUGUGUUGAGCGUCCUCGUGGUUUGACCUGUAGCUCCAGCUUUCCACUCAUUCAGGGCUCUGUGUCGUCUGUUAUCACAGAGAAGAAAGUCAGUGACCCUUGUGAGAGCUGAACUGAGAAGUUAGAGGGUUUCUCAUUCACUUCUAGUGGACAUUAAAGGAACUGCAACUGGAGUUGCUCUGGUGUCAGUAUGUCCUGGUGAGCUGCUUCCUAAUUUGUAUCUGUUUAUAAAGAAUAAAUUCAGUGUCCUCAGGCUGAGUUUGUCCAAUGCCGAGGCACAGUAAGCUGCAGCGGCUGGUCCUGACUCUGUACCGGCAGUUCCUGCGAGCUGGUCAGAACAAACCAGGCUUCAUCCCUCGAAUCCGAGAUGAAUUCAGAGCGAACGCCCGGAUCAAGAAGACAGACGUGAUGCACAUUGAGUACCUGUACCGGCGAGGACAGAGGCAGCUGGAGCAGCUGAAGGAUGUCAACACCAAACAGCUGGGUUCCUUCUCCAAACCCAGAGACCAAGGCUGACCCCUGACCUGCACAGUGUCAUGUGACCCUGAAUGACUCAAAGACUUGGUUAGGAAAGAAAUGUCAUGCUGUGAUGCUGCAUUCAAGUCCAGUGGGAAACUAAAGCUCAAUAUAGAAGAAAUUAUGUGAUAACCAUUAUUUAAGUUUUUCGGAUAUUGCAAUCAUCACAAAUAAUUAAUGUCAGCUGAACAGUACAAUAAAGUUUUUAAAAGAUAUAUCAAAUCAGUGAUGAACCAUAGUGCUGGAAUGUAACCAGGUGUACAUGGUAUUGAGUAUAAAUUUGAGGUACGUUGCCUGAGGAUUUUCUUUUCGUACUGCUUUCAACAAUAGUUACUUGAUAAAUUAAUAAAAUAUGAUACUUUGUCAUAGAUUAAAUUACCUACCACUGAAAUAAUUAGUUCAUUGAGAGAUUAUGAUUAAUAACUUUAUUAAAAUGCCAAACAUUUCAUUCUUUUAGCUUCA